This is a messenger RNA of Salvia splendens (bonfire salvia), 657 nucleotides long. Its product is annotated as nudix hydrolase 1. Lineage: Eukaryota; Viridiplantae; Streptophyta; Magnoliopsida; Lamiales; Lamiaceae. Gene Ontology annotation, cellular component: cytosol. Gene Ontology annotation, biological process: dGTP catabolic process. Bases 87 to 512 code for a protein of 141 amino acids. The record is from RefSeq and is a predicted model, not a curated record. Gene Ontology annotation, molecular function: 8-oxo-7,8-dihydrodeoxyguanosine triphosphate pyrophosphatase activity. The transcript has 2 exons.
UUUUGAUAAGGUGAGCUAAUAAACUUUACAAUUUCAAUUAAAAAGGAUUUUGAAGACGAAUCCAAAGGUCGCAGGAAAAUAGGGCGAUGGAGAAGGAGGCGAGGCCUAAAGUGGCGGUGGUGGUGUUUUUGCUUAAAGACAAAAAGGUGCUUUUAGGGCGGCGCCACUCUAGCGUCGGCCGCGACACCUUCGCUCUGCCCGGCGGCCACCUCGAAUUCGGGGAGAGCUUCGCGGAAUGUGCGGCGAGAGAGGUGAAGGAGGAGACGGGGCUACACAUACAAAAUAUCGAAUUCCUAACUGCGACCAGCAACGUCGUAUCCGAUGCUCUGCACAUCGUCGCGAUAAUGAUGCGGGCGGUUCUGGCUGAUCCGGAUCAGAUCCCGCAAAAUCUGGAGCCGGAGAAGUGCGAGGGAUGGGAUUGGUACGAUUGGAACGAUCUGCCGCGGCCGCUGUUUGGGCCGUUGGAAGCCAUGGCUAGCGGCGGAUUUGAUCCCUUCUCCCGCCUUUUUUAGCUUAGCGGAAUUGGUUUAGAUUUUAGAAUUACUACGAUGUUCAUCAAUAUUUUCUCUACUGUGCUCCGGUAUUUGCCGGAGCCCUACUCCCACUGUUACAAGGUGUUUCUUGUAAAAAGAAAAUAAAGUAAGAGUUUCUUAAUUA